AUGUCGGCCUGCUCACCCACAUCGCUCAUCACAGCUGAGACACGAAUCAAAGUUAGCUCAACCUUGAACAAGUCCGUUGGAAGAAAAUACCUGACAGAUCGUAGCCCCGAGACGUGCUGGACAUCACAACAAGGUCUACCGCAGUCCAUUCAACUAUCCUUCCCGUCACCAGUCAUACCGAGUAGCAUCUCGUUGACAUUCCAAGGAGGUUUCGUCGGCAUCCGGUGUCUUGUCAAUGUUCAAUCCUCUCCGCAAUCUGGUUGGGAGACUUUGAUUCGGAUAUACCCCGAAGACGUGAAUCGGAAGCAAGUCUUUGAACUCUUCGGAAUAGCCGAGCAAGUCCAAUACGGCAUCCAAACCAUCAAACUUGUCUUCGAAGAGAGCUCAGACUUUUUUGGUCGUAUAACUGUCUACGAUCUAGACAUCGAGGGUGCUCGAGCACCGAUACGAUAG
Molecule: messenger RNA, 453 nt
Organism: Heterobasidion irregulare TC 32-1
Lineage: Eukaryota; Fungi; Basidiomycota; Agaricomycetes; Russulales; Bondarzewiaceae
Exons: 3
Coding region: 1-453 (150 amino acids)
Source: RefSeq, a predicted model, not a curated record